Messenger RNA from Tarenaya hassleriana, 1889 nucleotides. Its product is annotated as succinate-semialdehyde dehydrogenase, mitochondrial. Gene Ontology annotation, biological process: GABA catabolic process. The record is from RefSeq and is a predicted model, not a curated record. NCBI's taxonomy places the organism in Eukaryota, Viridiplantae, Streptophyta, Magnoliopsida, Brassicales, Cleomaceae. Gene Ontology annotation, molecular function: succinate-semialdehyde dehydrogenase (NAD+) activity. Bases 114 to 1712 code for a protein of 532 amino acids. The transcript has 20 exons.
UAUUUCAUUUUUUUUUUAUUUUAUCGCUUCAAACUUCUGAUUUCUCGAGUGACGGAUUCGGAACUUCAUCGUCUUCGUCGAUCAGAUCGAUAAAGAGAUUCAAGGAGUGAAGAAUGGUAGUCGGCGCGUCAGCUCGUGCCGCCAUCGGCGGUUGCAGGAGGCUAAUCACGUCUCGUUUGGUUCCCACUCAAGCUUCGCUCUCCGUCUCCUUCCAGUGUCGCCAGAUGAGCAUGGACUCAAGAAGCAUUUCUGAGAAGCUAAGGAACUCUGGUCUGUUACGAACACAAGGUCUGAUAGCAGGAAAAUGGGUUGAUGCAUAUGACAAGAAGACAAUCAAGGUUAACAAUCCAGCAACUGGUGACAUUGUAGCGGAUGUUGCAUGUAUGGGUGGAAAAGAGACAAAUGAUGCUAUAGCCUCUGCUUAUGAAGCAUUUACUUCUUGGAGCAAAGUGACGGCUGCAGAGAGGAGCAAAAUUCUACGGAGAUGGUAUGAACUCUUGAUUGCACACAAGGAAGAACUUGGACAACUAAUAACCUUGGAGCAAGGUAAACCGCUAAAGGAAGCCAUAGGGGAGAUUGCAUAUGGAGCGAGUUUCAUUGAGUACUUUUCAGAGGAGGCAAAACGUGUAUACGGUGAUAUAAUUCCAGCUACUUUGUCGGAUCGGCGUUUGUUGGUUCUAAAACAGCCUGUCGGCGUUGUUGGUGCAAUCACCCCUUGGAACUUUCCCUUAGCCAUGAUUACUCGGAAGGUUGGCCCUGCUCUUGCUUCUGGCUGUACAGUGGUUGUUAAACCGUCUGAACUUACGCCUCUUACUGCACUUGCUGCGGCUGAACUAGCUCUUCAAGCUGGAGUUCCUCCGGGUGCAGUGAAUGUGGUCAUGGGAAAUGCUCCUGAAAUUGGGGAUGCUUUACUUUCGAGUCCACAGGUAAGAAAAAUCACAUUCACGGGAUCAACAGCAGUUGGGAAGAAGUUGAUGGCCGGUGCUGCACCAACUGUCAAGAGGGUAUCCCUAGAACUUGGAGGGAAUGCACCCUCCAUAGUAUUUGAUGAUGCAGACUUGGAUGUUGCUGUAAAAGGAACGCUUGCAGCAAAGUUCCGUAACAGUGGUCAGACUUGUGUUUGUGCAAAUAGAGUGCUUGUACAAGAUGGUAUCUAUGAUAAAUUUGCUGAGGCUUUUGCUGAAGCUGUUCAGAAACUGGAGGUUGGAGAUGGCUUUAAGGAGGGGGUAACUCAGGGGCCACUUAUCAACGAAGCAGCAGUACAAAAGGUCGAAACAUUUGUUCAAGAUGCUGUUUCAAAGGGAGCAAAAGUACUCCUUGGAGGCAAAAGGCAUAGUCUAGGGAUGACUUUCUACGAGCCUACGGUUAUCGGUGAUGUUAAGAGUGACAUGCUUAUGUCUAAGGAGGAGAUUUUCGGACCCGUUGCACCACUUAUUCGGUUCAAAACUGAGGAGGACGCCAUCAGAAUUGCUAACGACACGAAUGCCGGACUGGCGGCUUACAUAUUUACAAACAAUGUCCAACGUACAUGGCGUGUCUCUGAAGCUCUUGAAUACGGGCUUGUAGGUGUGAACGAAGGGAUCAUAUCUACCGAGGUUGCUCCAUUCGGGGGCGUGAAACAAUCUGGUCUUGGAAGGGAAGGGUCCAAGUAUGGAAUGGAUGAAUAUCUCGAGAUAAAAUACGUGUGCUUGGGGGAUAUGAACAGAAAAUGAAGGUGGGGGUUCGAAUCCGAGAGCUGAAACCGAAACAACAGGAGAUAGCAUCUCCAGUUUCUAUAACACUCUCUUGUUAAGUUCAUUGGCACUUAUUACAUCCUUAAAUAAGCUCAUGUUACAGUGACGGGUGGUAGACCAUAUAGUUUUUAUUUUGAGUUUCUGGAUUUUGGUUUU